Molecule: messenger RNA, 2420 nt
Organism: Hevea brasiliensis (rubber tree)
Lineage: Eukaryota; Viridiplantae; Streptophyta; Magnoliopsida; Malpighiales; Euphorbiaceae
Exons: 3
Coding region: 972-2144 (390 amino acids)
Source: RefSeq, a predicted model, not a curated record
AGUGCCCACGAAUUCAAGUGCCGGCACGUGGCAUAUGCAUACAAGCUCCACAAUCAAACUAAUUUCUCGGGUGCUGCCUCGUGCCAUGUUAGCAAACUGCGAGAUGAGGAUAAAAUUUGCCAUGUCCUAAUCCAGGUGGCAAUUCUAUGCCUAGUCACUAGUCAGCUUGGCCAACGCCGUUUCACCUAUAAAAGCCUAAGCUCAUCCACUUACAAUUCCAGCGUCUCCAGUCUCCACUCUCUACCCAAAAAACACCUAAUCGCCUACCCCCAGCACAAGAAAGUUCUUUUUUUUCUCCCCCUCUUCCUCUUUCCUCAAUUUCCUUCUCUGUUUCGCCGCGCCGGCGAUUAGAAUCUCGCCGGAGACAUGGGUAUUCCUGCGACUGCAUUUUCUGCUUCUAUACGCAAUGCCCGUGCUUCCGAUCAACCCCGCCACGAAAAGACCCUAAGCUGAAAGGCAUAAUUUUCUAUUGCAUAGCUUCUAAGUUAUUCGAUUUUUCUAAUCAUGGAGGGAAGGUACCGGAUUUUGCUUGCACAGAAAUUUUGUGCAUGGGAUUAGAUCAAAAUUUUCUGAGGCUUUUUGAUUGGGUGUGGUGAUCCUGUUGAGGGUUCCAAUUUUGAGGUUUUUUUUUUUUGUUGCUUUUUCUUCCUAAGGUAAGGCGUUACCGUUGUGGCUUAUUGGAGGGAGUAAAAUGUGCAAGAAUUUGAUUGUUAGCCUGUGGCAUUGAUUUUUUUAAUUGUCUAGUUCAUGGGUUUUGUAAAUUUACUGGAAGAAUCAGGACCAGAAGAAGCAAUUGAUUAGUCACUCUGCUGCAAAUCUGCGAGUCUGUGCAAUCCACGUAUUUGAGAGAGCUCUGAAUAUUGAGCAGAACUGACACGCAGAGCUUAAACCAGAGCAUUCAAUCCAUUUUAACUUCUAUCCUUCAAUAUUUAGGAUCGGGUCUUCUCUUUUUCUAUAUCUUCAGAGCUGUUAUGCCUUUUCCUAUGAAGAUCCAACCCAUAGAUAUUGACUGUCAGACAACGGUUCCGGCGAGGGCCGAACCGGUGAAGCCGGUGUUGAAAUCGCGUCUGAAGAGGCUGUUUGACCGGCAAUUCCCCGGUGUGUUGAGAAUUUCCUCGGUCGAAAAGCCAAGCGUUGGUGAAGCACAGUAUGGGACCAAGGACGGAGGAGGUGCCGGGACGGAGUUUGAGCCGAGCUCAGUAUGUUUGGCUAAAAUGGUGCAGAAUUACAUCGAGGAGAGCAACGAGAAGCCGUUUCGCGGCCGUCACCGAUGCAAUUGCUUUAAUGGGAACAUUAACGACAGCUCCGAUGAUGAAUUUGAUAUAUUUGGUGGUGGUGGCUUUGGGGAAUCGAUCAGCAAUGGAUCAUCUGGCGAUGCCUCCGAUAUUCUUAAGAGUUUGACUCCCUGUGCCACUGUUCACGAAAGAAACCUCCUAGCUGAUACUGCGAUGAUCGUCGAGAAGAACAAGAAUCACAAGCAAAAGGACGAUUUGAGAAAGAUCGUAGCCGAUGGAUUAUCAUCUCUCGGCUACGAUUCCUCCAUUUGCAAAUCCAAAUGGGAUAAAUCCCCCUCUCACCCUGCCGGUGAAUAUGAGUAUGUAGAUGUGAACAUAGAAGGAGAGAGACUUUUGAUCGAUAUUGACUUCAGAUCGGAGUUCGAAAUAGCUCGAUCAACUGGAGCCUACAGGGCAAUCCUUCAAUCACUACCGUACAUCUUCGUCGGAAAAACGGAUCGGCUAGGCCAGAUCGUAUCAAUCGUAUCGGAGGCUGCGAAGCAGAGCUUGAAGAAGAAAGGCAUGCACUUUCCUCCGUGGAGAAGAGCCGAGUACAUGCGUGCUAAAUGGCUCUCUUCUUUCACUAGGCAAAACGAAACCAUUCCAAACACAAAAUCCGAUAGCGAGAAAGACGAGUGUUUGGUUGCGACGGAGAUUAGUGACGACUGUGGAGAACUCGAGCUGAUUUUUGGUGAAAAAACAGCAGAGUUGGACCCUGAUUCAUCAUCGCCGAAGAAAAUUUCCGACGAAGAUGAGAAAGUGAAAGUGGACUCCGCCACCUGGCAGCCGCCGGCAGUCAAACCGAAGAGUGUAGAUAAAGGAGCGAGGAUGGUGACUGGAUUAGCUUCUCUGCUCAAAGAGAAAGCAUAAAAAAAAUUUUGGAUUUUUUUUCUUUUUUUUUUCCUCUUUUAAUUUCCAGAUAUAAUAUAUAUAUAUAUAAGUGAAAUAUAUCAUCGGAUAGUGGUGCCGGUACGACCUCUGUUUUCCCUCCUAUUUUUAAAUCCUAAGCUUGCAAGGGUGUUGUAAUAGGCAGAGCCAGAGGAAGUUUAGCAGCAGGGAAUCUAUCAUCAUUGUAAAAAAAAAAUUUUAUAUAAAUAGAAAAAAAAAUGAAAAUAAGUAUAUUUAAAUAAGUAAAUUUUUCUGAAA